Molecule: messenger RNA, 3157 nt
Organism: Myxocyprinus asiaticus (Chinese sucker)
Lineage: Eukaryota; Metazoa; Chordata; Actinopteri; Cypriniformes; Catostomidae
Gene: entpd2b
Product: ectonucleoside triphosphate diphosphohydrolase 2b
Exons: 11
Coding region: 566-2170 (534 amino acids)
Biological process (GO): nucleoside diphosphate catabolic process
Cellular component (GO): plasma membrane
Molecular function (GO): UDP phosphatase activity; GDP phosphatase activity
Source: RefSeq, a predicted model, not a curated record
AAAUAAUUAAGGGGUUAAGGACUUUUCUGAAGUAUAUGAGUUUUCUAAACAAAGUAAAAUAUCAGAAGGUUCUAAGCUUAUGGUUCGCCAUGCACACUUACUAGACUGUCUCAUUCUAUCACUGAGUGCUGAGGAGUGCUCCAGAAUGUCACCAGACCUGCUCUGCGCUCUCAGCCAGAAUCAUAAAUAACACACUGUCUGGCAGUUGGUAUUGGCAGUUGCUUUGUGGAUAAGAAGCUUUGCUUUCUGUGAGGAUGGAGGAGAGAGCAGCAUGGUUAUAUUCGCCUGUUACUCCUGCUGGGACUUGGAUGAAACACUGGCUGUUCGUUCACUGUAGGUCUAAACACUCACUGGAGGAGGCGGCUCAAAGUGACCACUGGCCAUCUCACCCAUUUUGCACCAGAAAGAGACUCAUGGUGGCCCUUCUGGUCAUCCUGGUCUUGGUUGCCAUGGUGCUGCUUCUGCUGCUGAAUUAUUAUUGUAUUAUGGUCUGGCAUCUGUGUAAACAGGAAGAGGAGUACCCUGUUCUCCCGAUGAGCACUACACCAGAGCUGGAAAAUCAGGAAUGACUUUGAAUGAGAGCAAUGCGGAACAGAGUGGGUGGUCAGGGUGGCAUUUGCUCCUCCACCAUCAGAAUUACAACAGUCAGACCCCAGCUCCACUGAUGGAUAAACCGUGCUGCAAGUUUGUUGUCUCAGGGACGCUCCUUCUGUUUGGAAUUGUGUCUAUUCUACUCCUUACUGUAUCUGUAGAUGAAAUAAAAGAACCCCCAGAGUACAUGUAUGGAAUUGUUCUGGAUGCAGGCUCCUCACACACUGCAAUGCACAUCUACAGAUGGCCGGCAGACAAGCUGAACGGCACAGGUGUGGUCACCCAGCACAGCGAGUGUCAUGUUAAAGGAGGGGGAAUCUCAAGUUAUGCUGGGCAGAAUGGUGCAGCAGGCCGCAGCCUGGAGGGGUGCUUGAAACAGGCCAUGCAGGACAUUCCCAAAGAUCGACAUCACAGCACACCUGUAUAUCUAGGAGCCACUGCUGGUAUGCGACUUCUGAAUUUUACCAAUCCUGAGAAAUCAGCUAAGGUUCUUCAAAACGUAGGCGAAAAAAUAAAAUCCUUUCCAUUCAGCUUUCAAGGAGCAGUUAUUUUGAGUGGUCAAGAGGAGGGAGCCUAUGGCUGGAUCACUGUAAACUACCUGCUUGAAAACUUCAUAAAGUAUGGCUACGAGGGCAGUUGGCUUAAUUCUGGCAGAAAAACAGUGGGAGCACUGGAUUUGGGAGGGGCGUCUACGCAGAUCACCUUUGAGACCCCAGAGACGAUUGAGGACACGGAAAACCACAUGACCUUGCGUCUCUACGGGCAGGAGUAUUCUCUCUACACACACAGUUACUUGUGUUAUGGUAAAGAAGAAGCCCUGCGCAUGAUAUUGGCGAACCUCGUUAAAUUACAGGGUAAUACAAGUGUGGUGUACCAUCCCUGCUACCCAUCUGACUUUGCUGAAUUCUUAAAGCUGGAGAAAAUAUUUGACUCAGCUUGCACAGAGCCAUUGAGACCUAAACCUUACAACCCUCAUUCCUGGAUCAGAGUGCAAGGCACCGGGGACUAUGCCAGCUGCCUUGGCAACACUUCUACAAUAUUUAUCUUCAACCUCUGCCCCUUUUCUCAGUGUUCCUUUAAUAGAGUUUUCCAGCCCAACAUCAGUGGGGGUUUCAUGGCCUUCUCUGCCUAUUUCUUCACUUACAGUUUUCUCCAGCAAAGUACAGGGAUAAAGAUCAGCACCUCUACUCAGCUACAAGAAGCUACCCAGGCUGUGUGUAACAUGACCAUAGAUGAGAUGACCAACAAAGCUCCCGACUUGAAAAAAUACUUAAAGGAAUAUUGUGCAGUUGCAGUGUAUAUGCAAGUGCUGAUGCUGAGAGGUUACCACUUUGAUGAGCGUUCCUUCCAAAAUGUUGCUUUCCAGAAAAAGGCAGGUAAAGCAUCUCUGGGAUGGGCACUGGGUUAUAUACUCAGUGUUAGCAGCCUCCUUCCAGAGGAGACUGUGGGGAUCAGGAAAGGCUUGUACCCUGGAGCAUGGAUUGGCCUGUUGGUUCUCCUAAACCUUCUCUUUUUUGCCACCCUCUGUUACAUUGCUUUUCUAGUAUUUCAUAUGAAUAGGAGUAAUGAUGUCUCAUAGCAUGCAAUUAUUUCUUUGUCCCAUAUUUUUCCAUUUGUGCAGAAUAUUUUCGAAAAAUGCCUCACAGAGAGUAUUGUUUCAUAAUAACAAAGCAUUUCAACAUUUCACAUCACCUGGUACAUGGUUACAGAAACAUGUUUUGUGAUUUGUGUUUUGAUGUGCUGCCUUUACUCAUAUGCAAAUUAAGAUUAACAAUCCAGGAAAUUACUUAAUCCUUGACAGUUUGGUGAUACAUCCUAAAUAAAGCCUCUUGGAAACUAAAGAGAAUACUAUGCAGUGUAAUUGUGCAUGUGCUCUCUGUUUAGUUUGAAAUUUACAUUAUAUAAACAACAUAAUAAUGGCAUGAGCGCUAAAUGUGAUGCAUGGUUACUAUUUUAACAUAUUCCAGCAACUUUGUUUUUUUUCUUGAUCUUUAUUUGUGUCUUGUGUGAUGCACAGCUUUUAUUCGAGGAAUUACUGUAUAUGUUAUUUUUAAAGCAGACUGUCUUCAGUGUAUUCAGUUAUUUUGAACUGUGGUUAAAGAAGGACAUAAAGCUUAAAGUUUCAUUUUAGUUCACCAUUCAGUUCCCUUCAGUUAAUGUGCAAUAAGAAGUUCACCACACAAACUGAUUCUGACCUGUUUCUCUAACUAAAGGAAUAAAAUCAUAAUGUCAAUAAUUCACCAAACUGAAUUCUGUCCAAAUGCAAACUACUGAUAUUGUCAUACUUAUGUCAUGCAUACAACUCAUCAUAACUACACUGAGGUCAUAAUAAGUAACUGUAAAGGAAUUAAAGGAUAACACAGCCCUUAAAAACAUUUACAGUUGUAGGUAGGGUUGCCACUUUUGAAGUUUUUAAAUAAGGGACACUUAAAUGGGGCCCUAUGGUUAGGGCCCGGGAUCAUGGCCCUUAACUACAUCCUCCACAGUUUUAGCAAUAAAUGCAUUGAGUUAAUAUGCGUUAUUAAUAAAAAUUGUAUAUCCUUUCUUAUAUGCUAAAAUGAGAACU